CUACUUACUACUUUUUAUCUGUGCGGACAUGGACGACGAUAGCAAUAGCGCUUCCAACCGGGGCUUCCGCAACGUCUCGCUGGGUCUGCCAGGGUGGGAGUCGGAGCGGCGCGAGGCUCUGUUGAGUGACGAUGACUUCAGCAUCGUGGACGCCAUGAGCGCCAGCAGCAGCAGCGCCCUGGACAACGUCACACGGGUGCUGGACCGGGCGACGGCUCGCGGCCGGUUGGCGGAGGCGGUGGAGCCCAACCCGCUGUUCGUCAACCUGAGCUGCAAGUGGUGGCACGCCUCGCGCUCCAAGGAGUUCAAGUUCUGCGGGGGGAGUUGCAAGCUGUGGCGGCCUCGCGCGGAAGCAUUUUCGGGCUCGGGCGUGCGUUACCGGGCUGUCGAUUUCUGCCUCGCCAAGUUGAUGGAGACUGACGGGGAGGCGGCGGUGGCCGCGGACCCAAGCGGCGGCACUGGCAGCGGCACUUCGCCGCUCGCCGCGGCUGCGGGUCUGCGCCAGCUGGUAUUGCAUGGGCGCUUGGGUCUACUAGUGGGCCGCUCUUCCCUAGCGGAGGUGCUGGUGCAGGUGGUGGAGAGGCUGCAGGAUCCCGAGCUGUUGGCGGCGGCCCUCGACGUGCUGCAGUGCCUGCUGAGCACCGAGGCUUUGGGCAGUCGCCGCUGCGCGCCCGCGGCGGUGGCUGCCGUCAUGGACCGCUGCCUUGGGCUCUGCCGCAGCGCCGCCUGUGCUCUAGACGCCGCGUUUACGGCGACUGCCAGCAGCGGCAGCAGCAGCUCCGCAGAGCCCCAGCAGCAGCCGCAGCGGCAACGAGAACAGCCCCCACUGAAGGCAGAAGCACCGCUGGCGCUGGCCGCUGUGGGCUUCCUCAAGGGCCCUCUGGCGGCGCUGUCUCAGCUGCCGCCGGAGCAGCGGGCGCAGCUGGCGGCAGACGUCACCGCACUGCUGCGGGCGCAGGUACACAUGGGCGCGGCGGCUGGAGAUGGGCGCGGCUGCAGCAGCCGUAGCAGCAGUAGCAGCCGCGGCAGCAGUGACUCGGCUGCAUCCGCAGCAGCAGGUGUGGCCGACUGCCUUGAGCUGAUGCGCGCGCUGCUUCAGCAGGAUGCCGCAGCAGUGGCUGCUGCUGUGGCCAGCAGCACCGGCGGUGCCGCCACAUCAGCGGCCGCGUGCUCAGCCGCACUUGGGGCCGGCUGCCUGCCAGUCAUGUGCGCCGUGCUGCGGGCCAGCAGCAGUCUAGCAAAGCCGCAGGAGCAGGCGGCUGCUGGCGAUGUGGGUGGUGCUGUUGUCGGCGGCAUGCAGCUGACGCCUGUGCAGGACCUGGUGCUAUGGUGCCUGAUCAAUAUCGCCAACAUCAGCGGUAGUGUCACGACCAGCUGCAGCGCACAGCCCGCGCAGCAGGGGUCGCCGCAGGCUCAGAUGCUGUCCGCAGGCGGCACGGCCCUGCUGCUGCCGCUGCUGCGUGCGCCGGCGGCUGCGAAACGCGUGCUGCAGCUGUUGAUAUGCUUGGCAGCGGCAGACGGACCGGAGGCGCAGCGGCAGAUGACAGCAGCGCUGGCAGAGGCGUGCGCGCGGUGCCCGGAGAUGCAGCGGCAGUUGGUGGGGGCGGCAGGCAGCUGCGUCACAGAGCUGCAGCAACAGCGCCCGAGGCCUGUGGCCUCCUCCCAGCAGCUGCAGCUGCUCCUGGAGUCAGUGGCGGCGGUGGUGCAGGGCCAGCGCAGUGUGGCGACGGGGCUGCUGCUGCCGGACUGGGGCGGCCUGCCGCUGGUGCGGGCGGCGCUGCGGUGCCUGGGCGUGGGCGGUGGGGGCGGAGCCUCCAGAGCCACAGUGCCAGACAGCAGCAGUCGCAGCAGCAGCUGUAGCGGCCCAUCCACAACACCCCUGGUCACGGCGGCUCUGCGGCUGCUGCGCCAGCUGCUGCUGCGCUGCGGCCCGCCGCCGCACUCCAGCCUGCCCACGACCUACGGGGAGCUAGUGCGGGCGCUGGUGCGGCUGAAUGGGUUGGACGACGUCGACAACAGCCUCCGCCUGGGCUGCCUGCAUGCGUGCCUGGUGCAUGGCAGCGGCAGCAGCCCGUCUGGCCGCCUGCCGCUUCGGCGCGAGGCUGCCCUCAGCCUGCACGCAGCCCUUGGCGAUGGUGACCUGCUGGAGCAACUGGCUGCCCUGCUGGCUGUAGCUAUGGAGCGGCACAAGCAGGAUGAGGAGGCGGGAGCUGGCAGCAGCAGCAGCAGCAGCGAACGCAUCAGCACCAGCAGGGCUGCCAGCUGCCACGCAAGGCAGGUGGAGCUGCUGCAGCUGACCGCCUGCGUGCUGGACGCGGCGUGGCUGGUUGCGGCGGCGGAGGGCGGCAGCAGCUCGGCAGGUGGCGCAGCGGCGGAUGCGAAUGUGGGAGCAGCUGCCGCAGGCGGCCAGGCACCGCGGCCUGCUGCUGUGCGCACACCAGCCGCUUUCGUGAUGCGGCUGGCCGUUGCUGCGGUGCCGUUCGCUGCGCGCAAGGUUCGCGACCUGCUUGCGGACACGGACUCGGCAGAGCCCCCCGCCGCCUCAGAACCCCCGCAGCUAGAGAUCUUGCUGCGCGCCCUGCACGCCGCAGUGGCCGCACUGCUGGCCACUCCGGGUGGAGCGGCGGUGAUGCGCGAGACGGAUGGGUGUGUUGCGGGCGACCUGGUUGGAGACCUUGUGCCGCUGCUGCUGGGGGUGCGGGCGCGCGCGGCUACUGCUGCACCUGUCCCUGCUGGCAGUAGCAGCAGCAGCAGUAGCACUAUAGCAUCCCUGGCGCUGCAGAUCCUGGUGAUGCUGUCCACGACGAGCGACAGUGGUGACGUGGCCUUCCUUGCAGAAGCCAUUAUGUGCAGUCAGGUGCAGCAGGUUGAGGAGCACGGCCCCCCGCUGCCGGCCGUAUGGAGCCGCCUGAUGGCGGCUGCGGUGCCGGUGGUGCGCGGGGCGCUGCCGCCAGAUGUGUGCGCCGUGCUGCUGGCGCCGGUGGCGGCGGAGGCGGCUGGUAGCGAGGCGGGCGGGGAGGCGGGCGAUUUGGCGUGCGGCGAGGCGGGCGGCGGCGAAGCGCAUUCCGCAGCAGCCAGUGCUGCUGACGUCCUGGCUUGCUGGCGUGAAGCGGCACGGGUACCAGACGAGGACUUCAUCUUCGCUGUGCAGCAGCUUGGCCUGGCCCUGCUCAGUGGCGGCAGCACUGCCUCGCAGCAGCAUCAGCAGCAACAGGAGCACCAGCAGCAACAGCAGGAUUCGGCGCAGCUCUGCACUGACCACGCAGCCUGCGUCACCUUGUUUGCGCUAGGGUUUGUUCAGCAGGCGACGAGCAGCGUAUCAGCUAGAAUGACCACAGGCACUGAGGGCUGGCUGCUGGCAGCGGCAGCGCGCCUGCUGCGGCCGCUGGCGUCGCAGCUGCCGCGGGCGCAGCUGGCGAUGCUGGUGCGCGCCCUGACCUUGCGGGUGGCUGGCGGCAGCGGUAUGUACGGCUCCCUCGCGGCGGAAUGUCGGCUGCCGGUGCUGCUGUGCCUGGCGGCGUGUGUGGAAAACCCGCUACUGCGCGCGGAGGACUGGCCGCAGCUGGCGUGCAGGGGCUACGGCGCGCUAUGCGACCACCUGGUGGAGGCGAUACAGCAGGACAGCGGCCCGGCGGCGGGCGACACACCCCAGCAGCAGAUUCAGCAGCGGAUGGAGCAACAGCGGGCGGACCGCUUGCUGCUGCUCAGGCUGGCCUGCCGCUGGUGUCUGCGCGCGGCGUCCCGGCCUAUAUUAAAGCAGCAGCUGCAGCAGCUGGCCUGCUCAUCGUUGCAGGCGGCACUGCAGUCCGCGGCGGCAAGCCAGCCGCCGGCUGCUCCGGCUUGCCCCUCGGCGGCUUUUGUGGCGGCCCUGUACUGCCUGGCCGAGUGCCAGCUGGCGGUGUGUGAGGGGCCGCUGACAGCCCUGUACAGCGCUCCCCCCUCGCCCUUGAAGGAGGUGAAGGGGCAGCCCCUACCGUCGCCGCUGCCGGCGCCGAUGCCGGAGCAUCGGGGGCAGGGGCAGCGGAGUGGUGGCGCCAGCAGCGCGACGGUAGCGGCGGGCUUGGAUACGCAGGAAGCGGAACGGGUGUUGCUGCUGGCCACGCUGGUGCAGCGGGCCAACGCCGUGCUUGCUCAGCACCUCCCAAUGGAGAGCCUGGGCAGCAGCUCCGAUGACAGCAGCGCUGGUGGUGGCAGCGGCAGCGGGGGCGGGACAUGCGAUGCUGCGGUGCAGUCGCAGACGCAGCUGCCAUCUCCCAGUGGCCAGCUGCUGCUGCUGCUGCGGGCGGUGGUGUGUGGUGGGCGCUGGGCGGCGCAGCUGUCGUCCCUGCAGCAGCAGGCGCACGAGGCCAAGUGCGACACGCUACGGAACCGGCUGCAAGGCCGGGUGGACCAGCUGCAAGGCCAGCUGAAGGACCGCGACCGGCGGCACGGAGGUGGCUAAUUUGCAGGAUGUCUGGCUGCAGCAGGAGCUCAACCGCCAGGUGGUGCUGGGCCAUCCAGCCCACACGGGUACAAUCUAGGCGGUGGUUAGUGUGGUGUGGAGGCAAUGGCCUUUGUUGAGUUGUUUACGUGGUGUGUGACAAACGGCCGCUUGCGACCUAGCCGUGCCGUUUCGUAGCCACGCUUCCAGUGGCCAAGUUCGCCCACGCACUGCGGUUUAGCGGUGGACACCGUGGCCGCGGAUGCAAUUGACAGCAACCAUGCCGGCAGGCUCAGUGUGGUAUUGCGGACAGCAAGGAAUGUGGUUCUAUGGUAGGGGAGGCUGCGCGGGACCUCUAUUGGCACGGGUGUGAGGGCGUGCGGCCUUGCAGCGGCAGUAGCUGUCGCGCCAUCAUGCCGGCAGCAGGGCCGAACCUUGCCAUGACUCAUAGGCGAGCCAAGUCUGUUUUCGAGGCAAUAGCUGCACAGGCAACAGCUGCUGCGGGCACGGUACAGAAGCUUUGUAACGAAAUGGGCCGGAUGGCAUCGACCAAGAGUACCCAUUCAUUCGAGCACGACUGCACGAGUCAUGCUGAGCGUCCUGACUGUCACCAGAAGAUCGCUCACUUGACACAUGCGCCAGGGGGGGGGUAGAAUCUUCCGAAACAGACCCCAUGCCUCAAAUGGAUAGAGCUCAACGAGAAAAUCACGAAUCCGCUUUCAAAAUCGAAAAUGGGUUUCUGGGUGCAAAGUUAUGACCCCUCAAAGUGGCCAGUCGGUCGGUCGGUCGGGGGUCCCAAGAGGUUUUGCACAGGUUCGUCCAAGUUUUGUUCCUAGCGCUUCUGUCCUGCAGCACGCGGCGCAAUGGGUGCAGCUCAACGAUGCGUGCGUAGGUAUACCCCAGACUUAGCACACACAUGCUUAGUAUGGGGUAGUUUGGGGAGCGGCACGUCGGCAUGUCGGGAGAUGCCUGGGGAACUGGUUAGGGACAGGCCGGUGCCGGCCGGGUUUUGCAUGGAUAAACGUGUCAGCACAUUUCGUAUCAUCAAGUAA
This is a messenger RNA of Chlamydomonas reinhardtii, 5472 nucleotides long. RefSeq lists its product as uncharacterized. The record is from RefSeq and is a predicted model, not a curated record. The coding region runs from base 29 to 4441 and encodes 1470 amino acids. Lineage: Eukaryota; Viridiplantae; Chlorophyta; Chlorophyceae; Chlamydomonadales; Chlamydomonadaceae. The transcript is spliced from 8 exons.